This is a messenger RNA of Cuscuta campestris, 2129 nucleotides long. NCBI's taxonomy places the organism in Eukaryota, Viridiplantae, Streptophyta, Magnoliopsida, Solanales, Convolvulaceae. The record is from the annotation of a GenBank genome assembly.
CCGACCUGAUGAGCUUUGAGUCAUCCAGCACUUCUGCACCAAAUUAUUGAAAACACAGGGAGCCGCAAGACCGCAACAGAUGGUGCUCGAUAGGCGUGACGGCAUCGCCUUCUCGGACUCGAGAUUGGCGACGGAGUUCGCUGAAGAGCGGCGGAAACUGAGGCGCUGGAUCUACUCGCCGGCGUCGGAGUCCGGGGUUGAUCCUUAUUGCCACCACCCUCGUCGUAACAUUAACAACCUCGACGACGGAUGUCUCAUGCACAUCUUCAGCUUCCUUUCCCCAAUCCCAGAUCGGUAUAACUCCGCACUGGUUUGCCACAGAUGGAAUUUCUUGGCAUGCCACCCACAUCUUUGGCUGCGAGUUGACCGUUCCCUGAGGGAUCUUUCCCUUCCCAGAAUUUUCCCGAACAUUGAGACAGCUGUAUCUGCUGCAAGACCUGGGGACACCAUUCUGAUUGCAGAUGGUGGAAGUCAUCAUGUUUCAAAUAUUCAGAUCAGAAAGCCACUUUGCCUGGUAAGUCGGAAUGAAAAUAAUGUUCUUAAUCUGCUGGUUCAUCUUUCCUCUUUCCCAUUAUCUUGUUUUGAUCUUGAAACCAUCACUGCACUAGGAGGUUGCGGGAGGUCGGUUUGAAUAAUAAAUAAUCAAUGCAUUUAAUAUUUAAUGUACUAAACAUUUGGUACCCUAAUCCACAUAGCAGAUCUAGAUAUCUUAUGUACUUCCUCCGCCCUACAAAAAGGUUUCGCAAUGGAAUCAAUGCGGUUACUAAGAAAAGUGAAAUUGUGUGGUUGGAAAUGGUGCAGACUGCAGAGGAUAGAAAAAUAAUACUGUAUAUGAAAUGGAAAGUGGAAUCUUUUUUUGGGACGAACGAAAAAAAAGAAAUGUGGAACCUUUUUGUGAGGAAGGAGUAAUAGAAUUGAUCUUCCUUUUAGCUAUGAUAUUUCUCUCCCUUUUGCUACUUCAACUCUGUUCUACAGAUUGGUGCAGGUCAAAUUCCUGAUGAUACUGUAAUUACUUGCUCCCGUGGUUCAGACAGGUAUGGAAAAUUUUCAUUACCACCUCUGCUUGGAAGUUAAGUGCUGCUAAUUUCAUCCAAAAAAAAGUUUGUUACAAGUACUACAAACCUGACUCUUUUUUGGAUGGAGGUCGGAAGGAGUAUGAGGUACUCGCAGUUGUCAUACUAGUCAUUCAAAGCUUGUAUGGUUUUUUUUGGGUGGGGGGGAUUUGUUUCUAUUUUUGAAUUUGCCUCUAUUUAUUAGUCCUGGGCUCCUUUUGUUUCUAGGGAAUGUAGCAUAUUCCUCGAAAAUAACUUGUUCAAUGUCUAAAGAAUCUAAGGAAAUAUUUUCUUUUGGGUAAAUCUUGGUUGUUUCUAAUUCUAGGAAAAUCUUUCUUGCAAAAUAUUUUCACAUCCCAAACAUAGAUAACAUUUUUCAUGAAAAAAACUUGUAAACAAACAGAGCUUUAGAUUAGAAAAUAAGCAUGUCUUUACCUCCCAUUUCCUUCAAACUUACCACACCACACCACCGAACAAGGCUUAAGAUAGUCAUCUCUUGCGACCCUUUUUUCCCAAGUUUCUUUCUUUCUGUUUGAGCAGUGCCUUGGAGUUCACAUCCACUUGCAAACUAUCCAACUUAACAGUGAGGGCAGAGCUUGGCUGCUGCUUGCUUCACCGGAGUGGAAGGUUGAUCAUUGAUGGGUGUCUUCUUCAGUGUGAAACAAACCCUUUGGAUCAUCUGUCCUAUGCAAUUGUUAGCACAGCUAGUGCCGACAGUGUUUCGGUCUCGCGGACCCGAAUCGAGGGAGGUUCAAAGGCUGUUCUUACGAGUGGCACACUCACACUGCAGCAAGUCCGGGUCAUUUACAGUAGAACUUCCCUCUUGUUCUGGUUCAAUGUAGGGGGCGAUGGCGAUACUACUGCGCAAUCUUCAUCUGGUAAAUUAGUCGUUGGUUAGGUGUAUACAUUUAUUCGUUUUAGCAUUCUUUUCUCACUGCCCCCCCCCAAUAUUGUUCUGGCUUGUUUGUAACUUGUAACUUAACUUGGUUGUAUUUCUAAUAGUGUAAAAAUAAUUUCAUACUUUCUUUGUCCCCUAAGACAGUACAAGAAACAUUUAAAUAAGGAAAAGGUAGAAUU